Rhizopus microsporus ATCC 52813 is the source of this 1389-nucleotide messenger RNA. RefSeq names its product mitochondrial-processing peptidase subunit beta. The transcript has 3 exons. The record is from RefSeq and is a predicted model, not a curated record. Bases 1 to 1389 code for a protein of 462 amino acids. Gene Ontology annotation, cellular component: mitochondrion. Lineage: Eukaryota; Fungi; Mucoromycota; Mucoromycetes; Mucorales; Rhizopodaceae. Gene Ontology annotation, molecular function: metal ion binding; metalloendopeptidase activity.
AUGGCAUCGAAACUUUUACUACCCAAAGCAUCUAAACUAUGGCUUAACAAUUUACGACCUCAUGGUCGUCAUUUAGCUACAGCUACUCAACUUCUUCCAACGCUGCGUAAAACUAUUUUGCCUAAUGGCUUCACCGUAGCUACUGAAGAGAACCCAGCUUGUCAAACAGCCACAGUGGGUGUAUGGAUCGAUGCAGGCUCACGAGCCGAGAACGUCAAGAACAAUGGCUCAGCUCACUUUUUAGAACACAUGGCAUUCAAGGGAACACGAUCGAGAUCUCAAAGAGACUUGGAAUUACAAAUUGAAAAUAUGGGUGGACAUUUGAAUGCAUACACUUCUCGUGAACAAACUGUUUAUUAUGCAAAGGCAUUUAAAUACGACGUACCACAAGCUGUGGAGAUCUUAUCAGAUAUUCUCCAAAACUCGACUUUAGACCCAGGCGCAAUUGAAAGAGAACGAGAUGUGAUCCUUCGUGAACAAGAAGAAGUAGAGAAACAGAUGGAAGAAGUUGUAUUUGAUCACUUGCAUGCAACUGCCUUUAAGAAUGAACCUCUGGGAUUGACCAUUUUAGGACCCAAAGAAAACAUUCAGACACUGACUCGAACGGAUUUGUCAGAUUAUAUCAAAGCGAAUUAUACAGGCGAAAGAAUGAUCCUUGUUGGAGCAGGCGGUGUAGAUCAUGACGCUUUAGUUAGGUUAGCUGAGAGCCAUUUUGGCCAGCUGCCCAACAAGCUGAAUGAAUUAACCAGCAAGAGUGCGAUGAAAAAGGCGGUGUUUACCGGAGAAGAGUUUAGAUUACAUGAUCCUCAGUCAAAGCAAGCAUACAUUGCCGUCGCUGUCGAAGGCGCUAGUUGGACCUCUCCUGACUAUUUCCCGUUACUGGUGAUGCAAUCUAUCAUUGGUUCGUGGGAUCGAUCGCUGGGAGCAACUGGUCAACUGGAUUCUCGUCUUUCGUCUGUCCUACAUAACCAACAACUUGCUAACUCGUUCAUGACGUUCAAUACAUCCUACAAGGAUACAGGCCUUUGGGGUAUUUACAUGAUUACAGAAAAUAAGAAUCGUAUUGGUGAUUUAUUGGAAGCAACAAAGAGAGAAUGGCAUAGACUCUGCACAUCUGUUACAGAACAUGAAGUGCAGCGUGCCAAGCAGCAAUUGAAGGCAGGACUCUUAUUGAGCUUGGAUGGCAGUACGCCUAUCGCAGAGGACAUUGGCAGGCAGUUACUUACCUCGGGUGAACGCUUAUCGCCCAAACAGGUAGAAGAGUUGGUAUCAGGAGUGAGCGUAGAGGACGUUCGCAGGGUUGCUAGAGAACAUCUAGAAAAGGAUGCUGCUGUGGUUGGUAUUGGGGCCAUUGACAACAUGCCUGAAUUUAAUCGUAUCCACGUGUGA